Messenger RNA from Metschnikowia bicuspidata var. bicuspidata NRRL YB-4993, 1320 nucleotides. It is a transcript of the gene MET15, whose product is annotated as bifunctional cysteine synthase/O-acetylhomoserine aminocarboxypropyltransferase. Lineage: Eukaryota; Fungi; Ascomycota; Pichiomycetes; Serinales; Metschnikowiaceae. The transcript has a single exon. The record is from RefSeq and is a predicted model, not a curated record. Gene Ontology annotation, biological process: transsulfuration. The coding region runs from base 1 to 1320 and encodes 439 amino acids. Gene Ontology annotation, molecular function: transferase activity, transferring alkyl or aryl (other than methyl) groups; pyridoxal phosphate binding.
AUGUCGCAACACUUCGACACCCUCCAAUUGCACGCGGGCCAAGACGUGGAGAAGCCCCAUGGCGCCAGAGCCCCACCCAUCUACGCCACGACUUCCUAUGUCUUUGACGACUCCAAGCACGGAGCGCAGCUUUUUGGUUUGGAGACCCCAGGAUACAUCUACUCACGUAUCAUGAACCCUACUAACGAUGUUUUCGAGAAGAGAAUGGCUGCCUUGGAAGGCGGAGUAGGAGCGUUGGCUGUGUCUUCGGGCCAGGCCGCCCAGUUCUUGGCCAUUGCCGGAUUGGCACACCACGGCGACAACAUUGUGACCACGUCGUUUUUGUACGGUGGCACAUACAACCAGUUCAAGGUUGCGUUCAAGAGAUUGGGCAUUGAGGCCAGAUUUGUGAAUGGAGACGCUCCAGAGGAGUUUGCCAAGUUGAUCGACGCCAAGACCAAGGCCAUCUACAUCGAGGCCAUGGGCAACCCCAAGUACAACGUGCCGGAUUUCGAGAAGAUCGUCAAGAUUGCGCACGACAACGGAAUCCCCGUAGUGUGUGACAACACCUUCGGUGCCGGUGGAUACCUUGUGAACCCCAUCAAACAGGGAGCCGACAUUGUGGUGCACUCUGCCACCAAAUGGAUCGGAGGCCACGGCACCACCAUUGCGGGUGUGAUCAUCGACUCGGGCAAGUUCCCUUGGGCCGAGUACCCCGACAAGUACCCCCAGUUCUCGCAGCCUUCCGAGGGCUACCACGGCUUGGUGUUGAACGAGGCCUUGGGCAACCAGGCGUACAUUGGUCACGUGCGCAUCGAAUUGCUUAGAGACUUGGGUCCUGCGUUGAACCCCUUCGGCGCUUUCCUUUUGCUCCAGGGCUUGGAGACCUUGUCCUUGAGAGUCGAGAGACAGUCGUACAACGCGCAGAAACUCGCGGAGUACUUGGGCAACUCCCCAUACGUGAGCUGGGUCUCCUACGUGGGCUUGCCUUCGCACGAGUCGCACGAGUUGGCCAAGAAGUACUUCAACCACAGCGACAAGUUUGGCGGUGUGUUGUCGUUUGGCGUGAAGGCGUUGGAGGCCACGUCGGACGAUCCUUUCCAGGAGGCUGCCGCGCAGGUUGUCGACAACCUCGAGCUUGCAUCCAACUUGGCCAACGUGGGAGACUCCAAGACCUUGGUCAUUGCGCCCUACUACACCACGCACCAGCAGUUGGCUGACCACGAGAAGCUCGCGUCCGGUGUCACCAAGGAGUUGAUCAGACUUUCCAUUGGAACCGAGCACAUCGACGACAUCAUUGCGGACUUCGAGAAGUCGUUCAAGAAGGUUUACGGUGCCUAG